Molecule: messenger RNA, 750 nt
Organism: Hyalella azteca
Lineage: Eukaryota; Metazoa; Arthropoda; Malacostraca; Amphipoda; Hyalellidae
Exons: 4
Coding region: 137-607 (156 amino acids)
Source: RefSeq, a predicted model, not a curated record
GCGAAUUUCAGAGUGGUGAUGCUUGCCAAUAUGCUAUAAAAACAUUCACCAACGGUAACGUGUGAUUCCAAUUACUUGCAGAAAAUAUUCAAAUUAAUAUUCAUGGUUCUUUUGUAAAUAGCUUUUUUCAUACACAAUGAAACCAAGAUGGAAGCAGUAUCUAUCUUUGACAGCAAUGCUUCUAGUCUCUGUUACCAUGGGACAGCCUGCAAGGUCGAGCGACGCAGCGAAUGCGGGUUCAGCUCUUGACAAAAACUCCAAGUAUGAAGCAGCCGCGGGACUCAAGGAAACCAAAACUACAGCGGGAAUUCCAAAAGAGAAAGUGAAAUGUCACGCGCGGAAUCUGCUGCAGUGUGGGAAGGCUGCUUUAGAGAAACUAUCGAAGAGCAAAGACAGCGACAAGAAGAUGAGAUGUCUCAUCAGAGAGGAUUUCCUGACGUGCAUGAGUGCGGAGCGCGAGAAGACCUGCCAGGCGGCGCAGGAGGCUGCAGACGCUAAACCCUACCGUGAGCCCCCGGAGGUGACGUCGCUCAGGAACGACCUCAGACGCAACUUCAAGAACUGUGUUCUCAGCUAUUCCAAACUUGAUGGAAGUUUAGGCUUGUGAGAUGUCAGUUAUAAUGAUUAAGAUUGUUUGGGAUUAGGAACACGUAGGCAACUUAUUAAUGAUGCGAUGAUUCUAGAAUUUUGAGAUGUUGAUUGAUUUGUUUAUGAAUAUUUUGAGAAGUAUAAUAAAUAUGAGAUACUGGA